This is a messenger RNA of Oncorhynchus keta (chum salmon), 1657 nucleotides long. RefSeq names its product junctional adhesion molecule 2A-like. Gene Ontology annotation, cellular component: tight junction; protein complex involved in cell adhesion; cell surface. Gene Ontology annotation, biological process: leukocyte tethering or rolling. The record is from RefSeq and is a predicted model, not a curated record. The coding region runs from base 118 to 996 and encodes 292 amino acids. Lineage: Eukaryota; Metazoa; Chordata; Actinopteri; Salmoniformes; Salmonidae. The transcript has 8 exons.
ACUUCAAGAACUUCUCAAAUCUCUGGAAUUUCAUCCGUCUCGUGUGGAGCGUGUUCUCAGACGCUCAAGAGCAUUUCCAGGAUAUUUCAGUUCACUGCUCAGUCGUGUGCAAGAACUAUGGACAGCACGGGGAUUUUGUUUCUCACCCUUCUCCUCCUCUUGUCACAAAGUCCUGCCUCCCUCUCUUUGACAGUGAGCACCAGUGAGGCCAAAAUGGAGGUCCACGAGAACACAGAUGCUGUGCUGUCCUGUCAGUUCAAGACAGAGAAGGAGACUAACCCUCGUAUUGAGUGGAAGAAGAAAGGGAAGGACAUCCACUUUGUUUAUUUCGAUGGAAAAUUCACCGGAUCCUUUGCAGGUCGGGCCAAGAUCGAGGGCGCAACGGUGACACUGCAUGCCGUUACACAGAAGGACUCUGGGUUGUACCGCUGUGAGGUCAGCGCACCAGCAGAUCACACAAAUCUAGGAGAGGUCAAUGUCACCCUCAACGUACUGGUGCCCCCCCACACCCCGUUCUGUGAGGUGCCCAGCUCAGUGCUGUCUGGGGCAGGUGUAGAGCUCCACUGUAAGGACAAACUCAGUGUGCCCCCGCCUACCUUCCUCUGGUACAAAGACAACAAGGCCCUGAGCGCCACACACACCCCUAACAUCGUCUAUAGCAUGGACACUGACACGGGAACACUGAAGAUUAAGAGUGUGUCCAAGGCCGACUCAGGCCAAUACCGCUGUGAAGUCUCCAAUCGCGUGGGGGCGUCCAAAAGCUCUGUGGCCCAUCACAUGAAGGUCAUAGAAUAUCCGUUGAGCAUGACGACACUGAUAGCCGGAGCUGUAGGCCUCUUCCUGCUCAUCCUCAUAUGCUGCCUGGAUGUGUGUCUCCCAUUGACAGGGCUGCUGCAAAAAGGGAUGUGUAAGGACUAUUUGACCAAGAAGGAGAGUGAUGGAGUGCUGCAUCAGAUGACCUGGCAUCCACAAUCACCCAACCUUAACCCAAUUUAGAUGGUAUGGGAUGAGUUGGACCACAGAGUGAAGGAAAAGCAGCCAACAAGUGCUCAGCAUAUGUGGCAACUCCUUCAAGAUGGUUGGAAAAACAUUUCAGGUGAAGCUGGUUGAGAGAAUGCCAAGAGUUUACAAAGCUGUCACUUUGAAGAAUCUCAAAUAUAACAUAGAUUUUCAAUUGUUUAACACUUUUUUGGUUACUACAUGAUUCCAUAUGUGUUAUUUCAUAGGUUUGAUGGCUUCACUAUUAUUCUACAAUGUAGAAAAUAGUCCAAAUUAAGAAAAACCUUUGAAUUAGUAGAUGUGUCCAAACUUUUGACUGGUACUGUUCGUAAUUGAGAUAUUUCUGUAUUUCAUUUUCAAUACAUUUGCAAAAUGGGGUAUUGUGUGUAGAUGGCUGAGAAAAAAAGUAUAUUUAAUCCAUUUUGAAUUCAGGCUGUAACACAACGAAAUGUGGAAAAAGUCAAGGUGUGUGAUUAAUUUCUGAAAGAACUGUAUACACUGAGUAUACCAGACAUUAGGAACACCUUGUGUCCUCAGAACAGCCCCAAUUCAUCGGGGCAUGAACAAGGUGUCCAAAGCGUUCCACAGGGAUGCUGGCCCAUGUUGACUCCAAUGCUUCCCACAGUUGUGUCAAGUUGGCUGGAUGUCCUUUGGGUGG